Rotaria socialis is the source of this 2529-nucleotide messenger RNA. The record is from the annotation of a GenBank genome assembly. NCBI's taxonomy places the organism in Eukaryota, Metazoa, Rotifera, Eurotatoria, Philodinida, Philodinidae.
AUGCCAAAAUUAAAUAGUGGAGCAGCAUCAGGAGCUUCACGUGCUGAUAAAAAAAAUGAAGAUCCUCUUGAUGCUUUAUUAGUCUAUGAUGAUAAUGGAUAUUUGCCAAUACAUCGAGCAGCUUUUCAUGGGCAUGAAGCAACGAUAAGAAAUAUAUUAGACGAUGCAUUACAACGAGCUGAUCUUCAACAACAGCUUGAAGCUCGAACUGAAAAAAACGAACUUACACCAUUACUACUAGCAGUUGCUGUUGGACGAUUGGAAAUUGUUGCAUGUCUACUUAAAUAUCGAGUUGAUGUAAAUGCAGUGGAUGCAAAUGGAAACGGUAUCGCUGCCAUAGCUGCUCUAUCGCAAAAUGAACGUACGCUUCGCUAUAUUAUUGAUUUACCUUUUCCAAAUGAUUCAUAUAAUGUUUGGAAGCCUUUAUUUAAAUUAUUUGCUUCGUUGAGUGACGACGAAAGUAUAGUAUGUGGUCGCGCCCUUGAGCUAAUAACUCGUCGAGAACCGAAUAGUCAUCGGCACUGUCCAUAUUGGCCAACUAUGGUUGAAAAUGGCCUUGUGCCAACAUUAAUUCAUGUAUUUACUGAAUCGAAAAAUGAUGAUGUACUCGUAAGCGCAUAUCUUUUACUAUUGAAUUGUGCUGUAGAAUAUCCAGCUGUUAAAAAUGAAUUAAUAUCGAUUAAAACUGCAUUUAGUUCAAUGUUAAAACAUACAUGUUCGGCCAACAGUCAAAUUGUUACGUUACUAGGUCGUGUACUAGCAUGUCUAAGUGAAAAUAAGUCGUUAAUCGUGCCAAUGGUUGAUCAAGGUCUCCUCGAAGCAUUAAUGAUACUUGUUAAUAAAGAACGUUCACCGCAGAUCAUUGCUUCCUAUUUUGAUUGUUUAGCUAAUAUUGUUUCAUAUUCACCUGAAUAUCAAUUGAAAUUGGCUAAUUCUCAAGAAUUUCUUUCAUUAUUGAUAAAUCAUUAUUUGGAAGAAUUUGAUUUACGUUUAUCAUUGUCUGCUGUGCGUUUUAUACGUGAGUUAGUACUUAAAAAUGAGCAAAUACAAAAUGUACUUGCCAAAACUGGUGCCUGUGAACAUUUGCUGAGUGCCCUAUCAGCAUCAUCGAAAGAUUUACAACAAGUUGCGAUUGAAGCCAUACAAGCAUUGAGCGAUAAAAAUGUUCUUGUGCAACGUCUUAUGCUGCGUGAAAAUGCUCUUGAACAAUUAUUAAGUUUAUUAGAAAAAACAAAUCUAUCAAGUUUACAAAUAGCGAUUGUUUGCACAUUGUGGACGCUAUGUGGAAAUAGUUCAUUACGUAAACGUGAAGUUGCAACGCGUAUCGGUGUAAAAAAAUUAAUUGGCUUUUUUAGUAUUAAAUCUGAUGAGCAUCUAUUGGCUAUUACUGAUGCACUUGGAGAAUUAGCGAAACGAACAGCAAGUAUAAAAAUGAAUAUACAAGAAGAAAUAAACCGUGCACAAGGAAUACCAUAUUUGAUAAGAUUAUUGAAAUCCGAUAAUGAAACACUUGUUUUAAGUGUUUUAAAAACAUUACAAUUACUUGCAUGUGCACCUGGUUAUGUUUCAAAUCGGCGGAAUCAAGAGACUAUUGCUAAAUUCGACGGUGUUACAAUCAUGGUAGCAUUAAUGUUUCAUGCUAAAAGUGAAAUCGUUCAAGUGGAAGCUGCACAAGCUUUAGCUUGCGUUGGAUUAAUAAAUCCUCAAUGUGCCUUGAUCAUUGAAAAUACAUUAGAAUUUUCCUAUGAUCACCUUUUUAGUUUAAGGGACUCGGAAAAUCCAAUGGUACAAUUAAAAGCUACGAACGCAUUAGCUACAUUUGUCUACAACAAUCCACGUGUACAAUUACAUAUUGGCCAACAUCAUCAACUUCCAUUUGGUUAUUUUGAAAGUUUUCUUCAAACUAAUAAUGAUCAUAUGCGAUGUGCAGCAGCAUUUCAACUUGUUGUUUUGUCUGGUUUAAUUCGUGAACGAACACAAUCUGAUAAUACGGCUAUUGGUUGUGGAAUUCUUAUUGAUAUUCUUCGAAAAACUCAAUUGGAAGAAGCAAAAUCAGAAGCUGCUGAAUGUUUAGCUCGACUUGCACACUUGAAAUCAGGUGUGCCACAAGCAUUAAUUUCAGUGAAUGCAAUCGAUUAUUUAUGUGAUUUAUUUUCAUCAUCACAUGACACAACAAUUGGUAUUGCUUCAGUGGCACUUGGAUUUUUAUCAUAUGUUCCUGAAGGACAACGAAAAUUAUUACACAGAUGCCGUGGCGAACCUGAUAUAAUGGCUUUUCUCCAAGUGUAUAAUUGUCUACCUGGCAAGCAGCCUCGUAUAUCAAAGCAUCUGCUCGAAGAUUGGAAUCGAUAUAAUGUUCUCAAAUUACCGAAAUUACGAUCCCGAGGGUCAAAUAUUCGAUAUUUUAAAGUUCUCUCAAACAAUAUCGAACGAUUACGAGCAGCACCACCAUCAACUCUUGACAUACAACCGACAACAUCAACAGCAAUCAAAUUCUACUUACCACCUAUUCGACAAAAAAUAAAAUAG